Messenger RNA from Maylandia zebra (zebra mbuna), 1661 nucleotides. Its product is annotated as deoxyribonuclease-1. NCBI's taxonomy places the organism in Eukaryota, Metazoa, Chordata, Actinopteri, Cichliformes, Cichlidae. Gene Ontology annotation, biological process: DNA catabolic process. Gene Ontology annotation, molecular function: deoxyribonuclease I activity; DNA binding. Gene Ontology annotation, cellular component: nucleus. The record is from RefSeq and is a predicted model, not a curated record.
GCUUCGCCCACCCAUCAGUGGGUUUCACUUAAAGGAGCCUGUCACACUGCUUGGAGACUGCCACAUAAUCCAUCAUGAAAAUAGCAUCUUUUAACAUUAAGAAGUUUGGAAAGAAGAAAGUGUCAGACCCUGAUGUCCUCGAAAUCCUGACUAAGAUUGUGUCUCGAUAUGACAUCAUUCUGAUCCUGGAGGUGGUGGACACCAGCGAAGAGUCCAUAGAAAUCUUCAUGAAAGAACUCAACAAAGUCCACGAGGGAUACACCUAUAACAUCAGUGAUCGUCUGGGCAGUACACGCUACAAGGAGCAGUUCAUGUUCAUCUACAAAAGUGAUGUGGUUACGUUGGUGAACCAUGAGCAGUUUAAUGAAGAGGCAACAACAGGAAAAGAUGUUAUUAACAGAGACCCCUACAUCCUGAAAUUAAGAUGCAGCAAUACAGUUGUGGAGGACCUGGUUAUGAUCCCAGUUCACACCAAACCAACGGACUCUGUGGAGGAGCUCGAUGAACUAUACGAUGUCAUCAAGAUUAUUAAGACGAAAUGGAAUACUGAUAACAUUAUGAUCUUGGGUGACUUCAAUGCAGACGGCUCGUACGUUUCCAACCGUGACAUGAAGACCAUUCGCAUUCGUGAAGACGAGAACUUCCACUGGCUGAUUGGAGAUAACGUCGACACUACAACAAGCACCAAGAACACCAACACCUAUGACAGGAUCGUGGUCUAUGGAGAUGACAUGCUUAAUGCUGUGGAACCAGAAUCUGCAAAAGCCUUCAACUUCAAGGAGGAGUUUAAUCUCGAUGAUGAGCAGGCUCUGAAAGUGAGUGACCAUUAUCCAGUGGAGGUUGAGUUGAAGUCCAUAGUUGAGACAGAUGAAAGAAACGCCAAAAAGCUGAAAGGACCAACCCCCGCCUUCGCAUUCUUUGUUGAGGACUUCGAUAAGGAGCACAAGAAGAAGCACCCAGGAGCCAAAGUAAUAUUAACAGAGGUUUCCAAACUGUGCUCAGAAAAAUGGAAGUCCAUGUCACCUGAGGAGAAGGCAAAGUUCAAAGAGAUGGCCAAGAAUGACAAGCGCCGGUAUGACCAGGAGAUGAAGUCCUAUGUACCACCUGCAGGUGCCAAGAAGGGCAAGAAGAAGAAGAAGGACCCCAACGCGCCCAAAAAGCCACCUUCUGCUUUCUUGAUCUUCACCUCUGAACACCGUGAAAAGAUCAAGGUGGAUAACCCGGGGAUCUCCAUCACUGACAUCGCCAAGAAGUCUGGUGAGAUGUGGAAAAAGAUGAGUACCACAGAAAAGACCCCCUAUGAGGCCAAGUACGCCAAACUGAAGGAAAAAUAUGAGAUGGAAGUGGCUGCCUACAGAGCCAAAGGCGCCAAGAAUGUGGAACCAGCUGACGACGAUGAUGAGGAUGAAGAGGAUGAGGAUGAAGAUGAUGAUGACGAGGAUGAAAAUGAUAUUGACGGGAAGAUGGCUAAGUUGUUUCUGGUUUGAGCAUGUGAAGUUUGUGAUGCGUUUGUUUGUUUAUGUUUGUUUUUGUUUUGGGUUGGACGAGUUCAGCAGUAUAACCUGCUGUCCCUGUCGGUUGACCUCAUUUGAGCUGUACUCUUUUUCUAAUUCAGGGUGUUAGAUUUAUAUUGUUUAUUGUCAUUUAUGCUUAGAAAUAUU